AUGGCCUGGUCCACAAGAACGGAUGCUUCUACUUUGACUAGGAAGGGAAUCACAACUAUUAGCAUCAUAAUAUUCACAAAAUUGGUGAAUUCGCAGUUUCCUAUUCCGCCCCCAGUCAAUACUACUUCUCCUUCUGGCACCGGGACCGGAAGUACGUCGACAACUUCGACCCAAACACCUACAUGUACUCCGGCUUCACCUCCGUCGGUUCUCUCUGCCGGUGCCAUCGCCGGGAUUGCCAUCGGCUGUGCUGUCGCUGGUUUAGUUGCCGGCCUUCUCGUGGCAUGCAUUCUGCUACGGCGCAAGAAAAGAAGACACAGUCGCAAGGCAGAUGCCGUCGCUACUCAUCAUGAAUCAAAGGCGUAUUCCCCCGAAACGACUCCUCCCGCUGCCGCCAGCGACAUCCAACUCAAACAGUUUCUCCCAGAGGCAACACCUGACAGAGAAAUAGCGCAGGAGAUGCAGUCGCUUGGGGGCCUCAUUCAUCAGCAUGUCGAAAACUAUUACCACUCCAGGCCCAUCAAUGCCAGCACACACGAUCUCAGCACAACCCUGAAAAGCCUCGGCUUCAAAGGCCAGAGCUCGUCGCCAGAUACAUAUACCAAAAACAUUACAGCCCUAUGUCUAGAUCCGAAAACGCGACAAUCUGGCUUGCGUCACGUUAUUACGCGAGCAAUAUUCAGCAGCAUCGGCUUCCACACAGAAACUAGCCUCCCAUCUAUGCUCCCACAGCCAGUGGCUUCAUUUUUGCAAGCUAUGCCUCCCGAUGAACUCGGUCACAGUGCAGAUGCUCAAGAUUCCAUCCAUGCAGCCGUGUCGUUGGCCCUUCGCAGAUGGCGCGGCCUCACGGUAUUCCUCUUGCACCCGCGCCGUAACCUUCGCACCCCGUUGCCCAUCGACAACGCGGCAGUGCCUCUGCAGGCUCAGGAGCUGGCCAACUCCCUUGAUAAGUUUCUCGGCGUCUUUGUAGACACAGACGCGGGUGUAGCACGACAGCAGAGAGCCCACCUAGAAGCCGUGAUUGUGGAAUGCACAAGGCUCGGCUAUGUUCUCCUGUCUCAUCCCUGCGACUGGGGCUUCGUCACGGAUGUAGCCUCGACCAAGGAAGGUCUUCAUGGCUUGGUGGUUGAGGCAGGAUUAGACAAGCUAAGCGGCCAGGACGGGCCGCCAUAUUCUCAUCCUCGAACAGUGGUUGAACCAGUCGCCGUUUACCAUGAGCCCAGGGUCUAA
Metarhizium robertsii ARSEF 23 is the source of this 1230-nucleotide messenger RNA. RefSeq lists its product as uncharacterized. Bases 1 to 1230 code for a protein of 409 amino acids. The record is from RefSeq and is a predicted model, not a curated record. NCBI's taxonomy places the organism in Eukaryota, Fungi, Ascomycota, Sordariomycetes, Hypocreales, Clavicipitaceae. The transcript is spliced from 2 exons.